CAAAUCACUGCCAGGACUGGUCCCGCAAGUCAACAUGGCAGAAGUACCCCAGGAGGCAGCCAGCUCUCAAACGGAGGACAACUCCAAGACGGCAUCCACCUCCCAAACUGCAACCAACUCCCUCCUCACCGACUUCAAAUUCACCCGCCUCCUCAACACCACCUCUCAAGGCCGCCGCAUCAUCCUCCUCGGAACAAUCAGCUCCCAGCCAGCCCUCCUCAUCGCCGAACGCGGCGCCUUCUCCACGGACCCACGACACCUCACCUCUCUCCCCAAACUCCUCUCCCACAUCCAAAACCUCGGCGACAACGACAUCUACCGCUGGUACCUCGCCUCCAGCACCCCCACCAAGACCCUCGACAACCCCACCCCUCCCGACCUCAAACUCAACCUCAUCUACCCGUGCACAGAAAAGCACAUCCAGAAACACUCCUUCCAACAAGUCCGCUACGUCGUCGAAACCCCCGAAAUCUACUCCAAGUAUGUACGUCCGUACAUGCGUCUAUGCCGGGAAGAAGGGCGUUUAAACUGGGUCUUCAACAUCCUCGAAGGCCGCAAAGAACAAGAAAACGUCCUCUUCCGCUCCGCCGAGUCGGAUCCUCAAGACGACUUCCUCCUCCUCCCGGAUUUGAACUGGGAUCGCCAAACGGAGUCGUCACUGCACCUCCUCGCUCUCGUCUCCCGUCGCGAUAUCUGGUCCGUGCGAGACCUGAAGAAGUCUUCCGUCCCUUGGCUGCGACAUCUCCGCUCUACCCUUGCUACGACGGUGGCGGGAAUGUACCCCGAUGUGGAAGUCGAUAUGUUGAAAUUCUAUGUGCAUUACCAGCCCACGUAUUAUCAUUUCCAUAUCCACAUCGUGCAUGUCAACCUCGAUGCGACGGGGACGCAAGCGAUUGGCAAAGCGUUGGGGUUGGAUCAUGUGAUUUCUCAACUGGAACAUAUGGAAGGUGGGGACGAGGAGGCGGGCAUGCAGAUGGUGGAGUUGGGGUAUACGAUCGGGGAGGCGAGUGAAUUGUGGACGAGGAUUUAUUUGCCGUUGAAGGAGGGGAGGGAGCCGAUGGUGAGCGGGGACUCUGAGCCAACUGGCAGUGGCUGA
Molecule: messenger RNA, 1096 nt
Organism: Zymoseptoria tritici IPO323
Lineage: Eukaryota; Fungi; Ascomycota; Dothideomycetes; Mycosphaerellales; Mycosphaerellaceae
Exons: 1
Coding region: 35-1096 (353 amino acids)
Biological process (GO): deadenylation-dependent decapping of nuclear-transcribed mRNA
Cellular component (GO): nucleus; P-body
Molecular function (GO): RNA 7-methylguanosine cap binding; hydrolase activity
Source: RefSeq, a predicted model, not a curated record